Xyrauchen texanus (razorback sucker) is the source of this 5843-nucleotide messenger RNA. Its product is annotated as DNA (cytosine-5)-methyltransferase 3A-like. Bases 225 to 3179 code for a protein of 984 amino acids. Gene Ontology annotation, biological process: negative regulation of DNA-templated transcription. Gene Ontology annotation, cellular component: cytoplasm; nucleus. Lineage: Eukaryota; Metazoa; Chordata; Actinopteri; Cypriniformes; Catostomidae. The transcript has 24 exons. The record is from RefSeq and is a predicted model, not a curated record. Gene Ontology annotation, molecular function: methyltransferase activity.
AGCCUCUGCAGUCGGUGUGAUCGGAGCAACUGGAGUGCUGGCCGGCUGGGGAGGUGGUGGUGGACGGGGAGAGCGAAGCAGAAGGAGGAUCCGGGAGUCAGCGAAAACAAAAAGGGGCGAAAGGGGGAUCCUACAGAAGGAGGGUCAUCAUUUUUUCCUUUUUUUGUUCUUUUAUUUUUGUUUUGAUCUUUUUUUCCACUUCUGCAUUGUGUUCAACAGUCACAAUGCCGUCCAACUCAGUCACCACAUCCACCGCAUUCAAGAGCUCUGAUUUCAACUGUGACACGAAUGGCAAUCAAAUGAAUGAGAGCUCUAGAACGGACACAGUGAUAAUUGAUGAAAUGCCUUCGCUCUGCACUCCUGUCCGUAAGGUUGGACGGCCUGGUCGCAAACGCAAGCACCUCCCUCACAAAGGGGAGGAGCUCCUGUCGUUUUUGCAGUCUCAGAAUGGAGAUGUUGAGAGGCAUGAGAACAAGUCCCGUGCAGGUUGCCGCCCCACGCAGGACAAGAAUGCUACAGAAAACGGGGUCCCUCGCCAGUCAGCCUGUCGGGUUGACUCAGCCUCCGAUUUGAGCAUGAGCCCAUCCCUGGGUAACGGUUUUGUUGUCAGACAGGACAAGCCGGGAUCGGAGAAGUACGAAGACGACACACUGCCAACUCUGCCUCGCAAGAAACGAGGGAGACGAAAACUGGAGCGGCCGACUAAAUACGUGGAGCACAAGGAGGACGAGGGAGGGGACUCUGCAAAGAAUGAGGGAGCUCGAGGGAGGCUCCGUGGGGGAGUGGGCUGGGAAAUCGGCCUCCGUCAAAGACCCAUGCCCAGAGUAACCUUCCAGGCUGGUGACCCUUAUUACAUUAGCAAGAGGACCAGGGAGGAGUUGCUGGCCAAGUGGAAGUUGGAGGCAGAGAAGAAGGCAAAACUGGUGUCUGUGAUGAACUCAAUGGAGGAACUUGGCGAGGUAGAGUCGGAGCCCCAGAAAGAGAGCUCCAUAACCUCCGUCCCACUGCUGUUUCCCCCACCAGCACCGACAGCACAGCAGCAACCACCCCAGCCUCAACCUCAGAUGAGCCUCAAACCCCAGAAGCAACCUCCACCAUUCCAACAGCAGCAGCAGCAUACAGAUCCAGCCUCUCCAACUGUUGCUACCACACCAGAGCCCGUAUCUAUAGGAAAUGGAGACAAGACCUCACCCAAGUCCACUGACACCGAGUCAGAGUAUGAGGAUGGCAGAGGUUUUGGCAUUGGAGAGUUAGUUUGGGGGAAGUUACGAGGAUUCUCCUGGUGGCCAGGUCGCAUCGUGUCCUGGAUGAUGACUGGACGCAGCCGAGCAGCCGAAGGCACCAGAUGGGUCAUGUGGUUUGGUGACAGCAAAUUUUCUGUGGUCUGUGUAGAAAAACUGUUGCCUUUGAGUUCUUUCCACAACGCCUUUCACCAGCCAACCUACAAUAAACAACCAAUGUACAAGAAAGCCAUCUUUGAAGUGCUACAGGUAGCCAGCACUAGAGCAGGCAAAACCUUUAUCACGUGCCCUGAGAGUGAUGAUACUGACACCUCCAAGUCAGUAGACAUGCAAAACAAGCAAAUGAUUGAAUGGGCCAUAACCGGAUUUCAACCAACAGGACCUAAAGGUCUAGAGCCACCUGCAGAGGAGCGUAACUCAUACAAGGAAGUGUACCCAGAGAUGUGGGUGGAGCCAGAGGCGGCGACCUACAUGCCCCCACCAGCCAAAAAGCCUCGCAAGAGCACAGCGACAGAGAAACCCAAGGUCAAAGACAUCAUCGAUGAGAGGACUCGAGAGCGACUUGUGUAUGAAGUUCGUCAAAAAUGUAGAAACAUUGAAGACAUCUGCAUCUCCUGUGGCAGCCUUAAUGUUUCCCUGGAGCAUCCACUCUUCACCGGAGGAAUGUGCCAAAGCUGUAAGAACUGCUUCCUAGAAUGUGCAUAUCAAUAUGAUGAUGAUGGGUACCAGUCCUAUUGUACUAUCUGCUGUGGGGGGAGAGAAGUGCUCAUGUGUGGAAACAAUAACUGUUGCAGGUGUUUCUGCGUGGAAUGUGUGGAUCUGUUGGUGGGGCCCGGCGCAGCGCAGGCAGCUAUUAAAGAGGACCCGUGGAACUGCUAUAUGUGUGGACCAAAAGCUCAAUACGGCCUGCUGGAGCGCCGGGCAGACUGGCCUUGUAGGCUGCAACACUUCUUUGCCAACAAUCACGAUCAGGACUUUGAACCACCAAAGCUCUACCCUCCGGUUUUGGCAGAGAACAGAAAACCCAUUCGUGUGCUGUCACUUUUUGAUGGGAUCGCAACAGGGCUGUUGGUUCUGAAGGAGCUGGGGAUCCAGGUGGAGCGCUACGUGGCCUCAGAAGUGUGCGAGGACUCCAUCACUGUGGGCAUCGUUCGGCACCAGGGACGCAUCAUGUAUGUGGGUGAUGUGAGGAAUGUCACCCACAAACACAUCCAGGAAUGGGGUCCAUUUGAUCUUGUCAUAGGUGGAAGUCCGUGCAAUGACCUCUCCAUAGUAAAUCCUGCAAGGAAAGGUCUCUAUGAGGGAACAGGGCGGCUUUUCUUUGAGUUCUACCGGCUGUUACACGAGGCUCGACCUAAAGAAGGAGAUAACAGGCCUUUCUUCUGGCUCUUUGAAAACGUGGUGGCCAUGGGCGUCAGCGACAAGAGGGACAUUUCUCGCUUUUUAGAGUGCAACCCAGUCAUGAUUGAUGCUAAGGAGGUAUCUGCUGCCCACAGAGCGCGUUACUUUUGGGGUAACCUGCCUGGCAUGAACAGGAAGAAGCAAAGUCAUACAGGUUUGGAACAACGUCGGGGUUCAUCAACAUCAGAAUUGAGACAUCAGAAUGGACCGUUGACUUCCAUGUGCACUGAUAAACUGGACCUUCAAGACUGUCUAGAGCAUGGCAGGACAGCUAAGUUUGGCAAAGUGAGGACCAUUACCACUCGGUCAAAUUCCAUAAAGCAGGGGAAAGACCAGCACUUCCCUGUCUUCAUGAAUGAUAAAGAAGACAUCCUGUGGUGCACUGAGAUGGAGAGGGUGUUUGGCUUCCCUGUCCACUACACAGACGUGUCUAACAUGAGCCGUCUGGCCAGGCAGAGGCUGCUGGGGCGGUCGUGGAGCGUCCCGGUCAUCCGUCACUUGUUUGCACCACUCAAAGAGUAUUUCGCCUGCGUCUGAACACAGUACAGAUGAGAGAAAUCAAAACUGAUGUAAUACCGACAGCCUUGAAAUUGCGCUCUUGUAUGUUAUUAGCAAGUUAGACAUCAGAAAAACGUAUUUUAUGUUUGUUUUCCUCUGGUUUGGAAUAAUUGACUCUUUUUUUUAAAAUUCUAUUUAAUUUUUGUAUUAUUCAUUUUACUUUUUAGCAGUGUUAUCCAGUAUUUGAAUUGUUUUAUGUGUGCAAGCUAUACUUGAGACAUGGCCUCCUUUUAAGGCACUGAGAGAUGAUAUAACAAUUUUCAGAGGCGUAAAUAAGGAAAUUUGAUCAGAUGUAAUACAUACUACAUGGUCAAAAGUGAGUGGACACCCCCUUCUAAUUAACAGCUUGGGCUAUGCCCCUUAAAGGGAUAGUUCACACAAAAAUGAAUCUAUCGCCAUGAUAGUAAGUCAUUUACAGUGUAAGUUAAUGGGGCCAGAUGAUAAACAUAUACACACUUUUUCACAAUUAUUGCCACAAGACGUUAACAUUAUAUGUGUUAACGUGAUUUUAGUGUGAUAUAAUCACUUAGUAUCCUUAUUCGUUUGAAGUUAUAUCCAAAAUAACAACUUUAUUUUCAGGAUUAUGUAACGCCGUAAACCCUGUAAUCUAGGAAACAGCGUAACAUCAGCGGUAAACCCUGAUUUUAACACACUUAAAUCAUGUUAACAUGUCAAAUGUUUACAUCUUGUAGCUUUGGAAACUGUCAUUUUAACGUUUGUCAUCUGACCAAUUUCACUUCCAUUGUAAGUGCCUUACUGUGAAUGUGAUUUGAAACAAGGGGCGAGUCGAAUUUUUUUUUUGUGCUAAUCAACAUCUACUGAACCUGGAACAUUCCUCAAAUGCCAAUUGUUUUUCAAUUAAAUGGCCAACAAGCACAUAUGGAUAUGGUGUUUGGGUGUCCACGUACUUUAGGCCAGAUAGUGUAUCAAAAAAAACAUAGCUGAAGCUUUUAAGUUAGCCUGAACAUUUAGACUGCCUGAGUUUUUGAUUAUCAGGCAGUGCUGGGGUGCUGACUGGUCUAAUUCUCAUGGUGCGCGUCUUUCCUCUCCUUCAGCAUCUGAGCCUUGGUGAGAGUGAAAAGAGGGUAUCUUUCUCUUCAGUGUCAGGGGAGCUCUGUCUUAACCAAUCCAAAACACCAGAUCACAAAUACCUCUUUGUUUACAGUUUCUAUACACGACUGAAGGUAAUAAAAGGUACUACUGUAAUAGGUGACAAUAUGGUGCUUCAAGGUGGUGAAAAAAUUUGCAACUCAUGUGAUGCUACUUCUCAAAACAAGAUGGGGGGUCACGUUUUGUACCGUCGCUAGGUAAAACGAAUGACGCUAAAACUUCAAUAGGUCAAGCCAGGUCUGCCACAUUUCAUUUAAUAUCUUUUACAGCCUUUUUGUACAAUAUCCUCUGGUGCUCUUUUAAAAAUAAAACAUCCCAGCCUUUCAAUCUUUGAGGUCUGCUUCCUACGUUAUGCCUACAAUCGGAGCGCAUGACAACCAGCCACAUGGGCGGUGAUGUUUUUUGUCAUCCAUACCUUGAAAUCAAAGGCUGUGGUGAGCUAAUUUUUUUUUCUAGUGUCACACAGACCAGAAUCAUUACUGUACAACUCGUAGUGUGCGUGGCAGCCGCGGAAGUGUGCCGAAGGUCCUUUCCCUGCCAGGUGAAUCAACCUUCGACUGUGGUGCACGCGCAGACUAUUUUCAGUCAGGUGCAAAACUUUAAAAGGCGUGGCUUCACAAUGUUCUUCUACCUUUUUAUAGCUAUUUUUGUGCUGUGUGACCAACAAUAUCAAGCACUUUUGUAUAUGUAUACUUCUUUAUUUCUUUGAUAUUUUAAAAAAACCUUUCCUCUUGAUUCUUGUGAAUUGUUUUUUGGGUUAUGUUAAAUGAUGUGAAACUCUUGCCGUUAUAUAAGGUAAUACUUUGUUGUGUACAGUAGGGCUGUGCCAAUAGAUGUGAAAGAAUGAGCUAGGAUAGAAUAAGUCCAUCUGUGGUGCUGGCGGGGAAGUGGCUGAAUUCAUAUACCACCCCUCUCAUGUUCUCACGUGCUACAGAGUCGCUAUAUCAUAACGCGCGUCGAGAAAGUAGUGUCUGCUCACAGUUCUACCGGUAUAUAAUCCCUGUAGGAAAUUAGUCGUUUUCACGGAUGGGUUGUCAUUAUGACACAAUCCUUAACUACGUCUGGUCCUUAGCGUAGAUCUGAAAACAUAAUUAUGGAUGUUGACCAUGUCAAUAAUUUCGUUUUAACAUGCAAGCCAUGUAAUAGAUGAGGCUAAAUUUGUGAAUUUGUUAGAAACGGGCUCUAAUGAAAACCUUGUUAGCUUCUUUUUUUAUUUAAGGCAUUGCACUGCUUAAAUACCUUAAUCUUUUUUCAUGUUCAGCAGUGUUUCUUGUUAUUUUCCAAAUGCCCAGAUUUCUUUUUGUACAUUUUGUACAUAGAAAUUGUCUGUUGCUUUUUCUUUUUUUUUUAAAUGACCUAUGAGAUGUACAAAUAUAAUUCUUUGCUAAUAUAUUAUAAUAGAAUCAAAACAGCGCUCAAAACGCAAAGAGAGGGUGUAAUUGACACAAUGGCAACAGGUAAAUUGACAUAAGCUAUAAAGCAGCGGGGUGAUAGAACUGCGUGUCUUUUGUAAUUCAUAUUUAUAUGUGUUGA